Messenger RNA from Nomascus leucogenys (northern white-cheeked gibbon), 1032 nucleotides. RefSeq lists its product as uncharacterized. Bases 1 to 1032 code for a protein of 343 amino acids. NCBI's taxonomy places the organism in Eukaryota, Metazoa, Chordata, Mammalia, Primates, Hylobatidae. The transcript is spliced from 3 exons. The record is from RefSeq and is a predicted model, not a curated record.
AUGUUGGGGACCACUGCUCCAUUCUACACCCUCUCCCUCCCGUGUCUGUGGACGUGUACGCGGAAGAGCCGAGAUUGGAAGAGGAGCGCAGGAAGUGAGGACACCAGGGAGACCGGGCCUAAGCCUGGAGGCCCGCCCUCUCCCGCGUUCACAGUUGCGCAGUCAGAAUCGUGUGCGUCCCACCGCCUCAGCUCCCAGUUCUCCGACGCCCAGGUGCAGGUCCCCAUCCUACACACAAACACACGCAUCCAUGCUCGCGAGGCCCUCGGGUCCGCGCCCAGUGAGGCCAACAGCCCUCGGGCGCCCAGAGGAUGUGCAGCCUCGUUUCCGUUAAAUAUGAAACACAAACUGUCUCUCGUUGGGCUGUCCUGCCGAAGAAAGCUGCACCGAAUAAGUACGUGGCAGAUGGGGCUGUCGAACAGUGUCAAGACCAAGCUUCAUGGGUUCCUGGACGCUCAGCCAGGGGUAGUCUCCGAAGGGCCGCCUGGCAAUUGGGAGCAGAAGCCAGUUUCCCGCCAUCUCCUCUCCGUGGAGGCAGUGCCCUCGCGGCUGCUGCCGGUUGGGUUCCAGCUGAGGAAGGAGCGCGGAUCCCAGGCUCGUUCUUUGCCUGGGCUGCCCCUGUGGCCCCUGGGGCGGGGGCUGCUGCGGCGCCAGCUCCAAGGGCGGAUCCAGGCGGGAGGGGCCUCCUGGGAGAAGCGGGGCGCGGUCCCAACUACGCAGAGGCUCGCACGCCGACCCUCCACACCUCACUACGCCCCCAUCUCCGUCCGUGUACACACACUCACGCAAGCACGCCAACCCCACCUAGAUGCAAAGCAGGAUUCAAAAGAACAUCUUUGCGUUUUCUACCGGCUCCCCAUCGUCGUACUAGGGAGGAAGAAGCGGGUGAGAAACAAAACUUCUUUCCAUUGUCCUUCCCGUUUCUGCCGACUUGUUCUGAGGCCGAGGUUUUCAUUUUGCGCAGCUGGGCAGAGAUGCCAGCUUCUGUUGAUUAGCAGGCUUGGAGGGGGAUCACAGAAUCGCCGAACCUAA